GAGGAAAAUGGAGCGUCUGCGUUGGCUCAUCUUCUUGCUUCUUUUUGGGGAGAAUGAGGCUUUGCCCACCGCGCGUUUCUACCCGACGAAAAACAACAACAUGAAGAUCACGUCGCCGACUAAAGAGUUCGUCAUUGUGGAGGAAAUGGAGUGCGCAUUUUCUUGCUCGAGGGAGACGACGUGCUUGAGCUUCUCCACGACCAAGUCGGCAGGCGCCGUCACCUGCCGCUUUGGGGACGCAUACGACGCAAGGAGGACGGCGGAUCCGGGCAGCAAAUUCUUCUACAAGGAGCCGGUGACAACAGGCUACACGCCGGUCCCCGGGACAAGCAGCUUCUUGAAGCUGGUCCGAAUUGAUGGACUCACCUGGAUCGAGGCGGAUGCGAAGUGUAGACUGGACGUCGGGGGUCGACUUGCCAUUCCCGCGACCACAGAGAUGCUGAAUUCCAUGAACCAGACCAUGAUUGCCAACUUAGGGGUGGACAUAGUGUGCAAGUAUUUCUUCAUGGAUGGCCAGAGCAAGACGAAUCAGUACACUUGGAGCUUCUUGGAUGGCACAAGCCUCAACAUCACGGCGAAAGGUGAUGGAAACUUCCACCCAAAUGAACCCGAUUCCGGUUCCGGUGGUCAAUGCCUCAUGAUGACCCGGCAGUACGCGGUGGCUCCGUUCUACAGCGGCUUCUGGGUCGACUCCUCGUGCACGUCAGGCGUCGUGCAGUUUGGCUGUGUGUCGGAUGGGUACUUCUGCGAGAUCAAGAUCCCGAAUUGA
Darwinula stevensoni is the source of this 769-nucleotide messenger RNA. NCBI's taxonomy places the organism in Eukaryota, Metazoa, Arthropoda, Ostracoda, Podocopida, Darwinulidae. The record is from the annotation of a GenBank genome assembly.